CAUACCCAGGCAGGGCUGUUUGUGACACAAACCUAACUCUUUUAAUAUUAUUACCAGAUUUGCAAGCUAUUAGCAUAGGCUUUUGUAGAAACUGGUGCCGGAGUUCAGGGCUGCCCUGUCAUACAGUUAGAUUCUCAGUCUCCGCUGAGUGGGAGGGUCACACUGUGUGAGACUAAUAAGGACAGAGAUGCAUCCCCCUUCUCCCUUUCUUUAGAGACUCCAGCAACUCCUCAGCAGCUCUGUACUGGCCUUGGCUCUGCUUCUGGGGGAAACUUAAUAAAUAAAAAUUGAAGAUUUCUGGUCAUUUGUUCACAUGUGUCCAAGAGGAGAUGAAGGCUAUUGGAUCUUGCAUAGGAUGGCUUUGGUUUGCAGUUCUCCUCCUUCCUAUGUCUCAUUCUACCAUAGUCACUGACAAGCCAGCUACUGAGUGUCCAAUAUUGAAAGCAGAAGGACAUCACUUCACCCAACUAUGCAAAGAAAACUUAAGGGUUCCAGGUUUUGAUUUAGCAGAAAGCUUCUCUUUGAGGCAGACUUCAUGUGGAGUUGAAAAACCAUGUUUUAAACUGGGGAAUGCACCUCUUAUCAAAGAUUCUCAGCAAUUGUUUCCAAAUGGGUUCCCAGAGGAAUACUUCUUAACAGCCACAUUCCGUGUCAGAAGAAACAGCAAAAGAGAACGCUGGUAUUUACUGCAGAUUUUAGAUCAGCAUAAUUUGCCACAGGUUUACAUCUCAGUUGAUGGUUUAAAAAAAGCUAUAGAGUAUGUCAUGCAAUCCACCCAGCGGAACUCCCUGCACUAUGUCUUUAAAAGCCGCAAAAUCUAUCCUAUCUUUGAUCGUCAAUGGCAUAAGCUUGGCAUCAGUGUACAAUCAAGGAAGAUUUCUCUUUAUGUGGACUGCAGCUUAGUUGAACAAAGGAUGACUGAAGAAAAAGCUAGUCCUGACAUUCAAGGAAAGAUUCUCAUUGCUACUCAUUAUUUAGACGGUAAACCUGUAGAUAUUGAACUUGGCCGCAUGAUCUUACACUGCGAUCCAAGCCUUGCUUCUCAGGAGAACUGUUGUGAAUUAUCUGAGCAUGUGCAUCCUUUGGAUAAAAGCUUGAAAACUACAGCAGCAUCACCAUCAGUUGGUAACAUUGGUAAAAUACAAGCUCUUCCAAUAAUGGAAAAAAAUCCUGAAGAAAAAUGUUUUUGCUCUCAGAACAAGGGAGAAGCAGGAUUGCCAGGCGUAGCUGGUUUGCCAGGCCAGAAGGGAGAAAAGGGUGAAGAAGGAGCUAAAGGAGAAAAUGGCAUUCCUGGUUUACCUGGAACAAAGGGAGAAAAUGGUUUAAUUGGUGUUCCUGGUGUUCCUGGUACUUCUGGUGAAAAGGGUGAACAUGGCUUGAAAGGAGACAAAGGUGAAGUGGGAGAAAAGGGCUUAAAAGGUGAUGUUGGUGAUUGUGGAAUAACUGGUGCAAAAGGAGAAAAGGGUGAUAUGGGACCUCCAGGACCUGCUGCCCUUGCAAGUAUGCCAGGAAUAGAAGGUCCUCAAGGCCCACCUGGAAAAGAAGGUCAGCGGGGACGACGAGGCAAACCAGGACUCCCUGGAAAAGCAGGACCACCAGGGCCACCUAGUCCUCGAGAUGAAAAGGGAUUAAAAGGUGCAAAAGGAGAAAAAGGAGAAUAUUCUGAAAAAGGAGAAAAGGGGGAUUCAGGCGAAGUAGGGGAGCCUGGUCUUCCAGGGUCUAUUGGAAAUCCAGGACCUCCGGGAUUUCCAGGACCACCUGGCCCCAGAGGAUCUUCAGGAGAAAUGGGCUUACCAGGAGAACAUGGAAUACCUGGAAAACCAGGGAUUAAAGGAGAAAAGGGAGACUCUGGUGGAAUCAUAGGCCCACCUGGGCCUCCAGGUUCUAAAGGUGACACAGGGCCUCCAGGAUUAAGUCUUCCAGGAAAACCAGGAUUAGCUGGCAUUCCUGGGACAAUAGGUCCACGAGGGCCUAAGGGAGAAAGAGGGCUCCCUGGAGUGCAAGGUCCUCCAGGAGAGAUAGGGUCAGCAGGGAAUGGAACCCCAGGACUACCUGGUCUUAAAGGGCCUCCUGGGACACCAGGAUUCCAAGGACCAAGAGGGCCUCCUGGAUUACCUGGAACUCCUGGAACUCCUGGCCUUGAUGGUAUUCCAGGUCGAGAUGGAAAGCCAGGAAUCCCAGGCCCUCCAGGUGACCCAGUUGCUCUUCCUCUCCUUGGUGAUAUAAGUACUUUAUUAAAGGGAGAUCCUGGUCCAAGAGGUCCCCCAGGAAUCCCAGGAAGAGAAGGGUCAAAGGGGAGCAAAGGUGAACGUGGAUUUCCUGGUCUUCUGGGAGAGAAAGGCAAUGAGGGCCUUCAAGGAAUUCCAGGGGUACCUGGUGUGGUAGGACCACCAGGAUCUUCUGGCGCCAUAGGAAGACCUGGACAUCCUGGUUCACCAGGAACAAAAGGCGAGAAGGGAAAUGAGGGUGCUCCUGGGAAGCCUGGACCACCUGGUAUGUCAUAUAGUGAAAGUAGUGGCAUGAGCAGCUUAUAUAAACUACAGGGAAGUUCUAGUUAUGCUGGUCCCACUGGGCCUCCUGGCCCAAAGGGGGAGACUGGAGCCAUGGGUGAAGCGGGCCCAAUGGGACUACCAGGUUUAGAAGGACUACCAGGAGAAAAGGGUGACCAGGGAUCAGUGGGACCUCCAGGAGUUCCAGGAAUACCUGGAAGGCAUGGCACUCCAGGGCCACCAGGAAUCCCUGGAGAACCUGGUGAAAGAGGGCCUGUUGGAGAUGUUGGCUUCCCAGGGCCAGAAGGGCCAUCGGGAAUACCCGGCUUAAAUGGGAAAGAUGGAUUGCCUGGUCCUCAGGGUUUAAUGGGUAAACCUGGUGAUAGAGGCCCCAAAGGAGAACGCGGUGAUCAAGGUAUACCAGGAGACAGGGGCCCACAAGGUGAAAGGGGGAAGCCUGGCUUACCAGGAGACCAAGGGCCUCUAGGACCUACUGGAUCUGCAGGGCAAAAAGGCAAUUCAGGACCUCCAGGUCAAAAGGGCCCUCCAGGUGUUCCAGGAAUUCCAGGAAUACCGGCUGAUUCAAUUUCAUUUGAGGAAAUGAAAAAAUAUGUCAGACAGGAGGUUCUUAGAGUUUUUGAAGAGAGGAUGACUCAGUUUGUGUCUCAGCUGAAGUUGCCUGCUGCUAUGCUAGCUUCCCAAACUCAUGGGAAGCCAGGUCUUCCAGGAAAAGAUGGAUUACCUGGGCCACCUGGGGAACCUGGACCACCAGGCUACAGAGGACAAAAAGGUGAAAGAGGUGAGCCUGGAAUUGGCCUGCCAGGUGAUCCGGGCCCACCUGGUCCUUCAGUUAUUGGUAUACAAGGCCCACAUGGAGCUCCAGGAGAACCAGGUGUACAGGGACUACCUGGCCCUGCAGGAAGAUGCAAUCCAGAAGAUUGCUAUUACAAAGUUUCUCAAAGUCAAUCCCGAACAACUGGGAAAUGAACACAUAUUUUGGAUACAUUUAAAUUCCUCAGUUAUCUUUUCCUCACUUCUUCCCCCCAUCCCCCUAUCAAAUUUUGAAAUUUAAGUUUUAAACUAUUGGUGAAUUUCUGUCUAUGUAUAUUUUACAGAGCAUCUCAGUGGAACCAUGUCCAGAUUAAACAACUGAGAUGUUGUUUUCUUGAGUUCAUUCCAUAUGUUUAUACUUUUACUGUAUUUUUCUUUAGCAAAAUGUGUAUCAUGAUGGCCUGUUGACUUCUUAAUGGUUUUUUAAUUUAUGAGUUGUUUUUUUAAUGAGUUUCUUACUUUUACCUUUAACACAGAAGCCAUAUUUAGUUUUCUUUUGCUGGAUUUUGCAGUUCCAUCUAUUCAAUGACAAAUAUAGUUUAUAAUAUGGUGGAAUUUUGAAGUUUUUCUUAAAGUUUGGUUAAAAAAUCUAAGUAGUGACUGGCAUUUUCCUUGCUUCUGUCACCAUAAUGCAAUAUGGUAAGAUCUGCAAGGCUUUUUUUAAUGGUGUCUACAUUUCUGAAUGACCUAAAAGACUUUUGAGUAAUAUUACCCUAUUCGGGCUGCAAAUUUGGAACAACUAAAAGGCAGUAGCAAAGUGAUACAGAAAACUCGUAAGUCUAGCAAUGCUCUAGUCUAGGUAUUGCAGAGAAGAUCUAGCAUUCUUAACUUCUGAGUCUCUCUCCCAUUAGUUGUUACUCAGGGGAAAAUGUUGUAAAUGCAGACAGCACCUAAGUAAACUAUGGCUUAAGUUAUAUACUCACAUUAUAGAAGCGAGUUGUAAGCAUGUUUUUUGGGGGAUUUUCCUUCCUAUAAGGAACUGCUUGUAGGGUUUUCCUUGCAUAUGUGAAAAAGAGUUUGAUUAUUAGAAGCUAAUUUAGUUUUCAGCAGGAUUGCUGGUAAUAACUUGUCCUAGUUAAAAUAUACAUUUGCAAGUCAGCUCUACUACAGGAUGAUUAUAACAAUUAUAAUACUGUGCAAAUCCAAUCACAGUAUCUAUAGUCUAUAGUCCUGUCAGCCCCAUUUGGUAGACUAGACCAGGAAAUCAGUGGCACAAGAAGACUGGAAGUAAUCUCACUUUGUUUUUUAUAUAACUUUAUAAAUUUUUUUAAAAGGGAUUUAAAAAAAUAGAAGCAGUUUUUGUUGAAGUUAGUUACAGCAACAGAAUCUUUGGGUCUGGUUCAGCUCUAUUUUCCCUUCCCCCCCACCCCCACCAAAUCAGGGAGGUGUCUGCUUAAUCCACUGUUAAAUAUCUUGUUUUCCAGAACUUUUUUAAAAAAAUGUUUCAGCCCCCUUUCCUUAAGUUAUGGUUCUUGCAUAUUUCUACCAAGACCAUUUUUCUUAUCAUCUACAAAUUCUUCCUCAGGAUGUUUUGUGGCCUCUAGCCAACAUGCAAGUGUCCUGCUUUUUGUAGACAAUAGAGUAUUGUUCAGUACUAUACACCUAGAGAACACAAGAUUAUAGAAGAUUGUACAAAUGUAAUGAAUUUUCAAGGUUUAUUGUAAGACAAUCAGGGCUUUAGCUCGGGUAAAAUUCUGACAGACUCGACAGAGAAUUUCUGCAAGUAGCUAUAGUUUGGAAAGAAGUAUCUAUCAUCUUACAUCUUGAUCAGCGAUAUUUGUUGGACUCCUUGUUUUUGUUGGACGGGGAAGGAGAAGAGUAGUCAAACAUCAGCAAUCCCACUUAUCUUAUAUAUAUUGAUAUAAGAUAGGCUAGUUGGCACACACAACCUUUACCUGAAAAGGUACCUAAAGGUACACACAACCUUUACCUGAAAAAUUCAAGGAUUGAAGCAGAUUCCCAUUUCAUUUAUCUUGAGGAGAAAAUGAUUGUAUAAAGUGAAAUAAAACUGUUUGGCAGAGAUAUUUAGUAGCAUUAGAUAAUGAAUAGCAUUGGCAUCUAGGACUAAUGAAACCGACGACUGUCUCCUGGCUUAAUUCCUAUUUUAACAAAUUAACUGGACUUUUUAGCUCUUUCACGAAUAGAUUUAUCUAUAUGAAAGCUAUUUUUUUGAAAAAAGGAAAGUGCCUAGGUAGAAAUAGUAAGGAUUAGUCGAAGUGUAGUUCCUUGUUGGUGAGAAAUCUUUUAUAUCUCAUGUAAACAACUUAUAGUAGCUGAGAACCAUACUGGGCAAUUUGUUGGCAGCUGCAGCUGUAGUAGAGUAGAUAGUGAUAUAAUUUGUUCUAAAUUUGUUCUGAAGUUGCAUCAUUGUCCUGUUUUGAUGACGCAAAAGGACAUCUAUGUUUCAGUAUUGCAAGAUGGACUGCCGGAUAGCUACGAUGUCUGGCAGGAUUUUGUUUUGAGAUUUUAAUCUUGUUUUAUUUAAACUUUUCUAGUGAUCCCCAAUUUAAUUCAGAUUUUCAAUUUUUUUUAAUUUAAAAUUUAUUUUAUUUAGACUUUGCUAUGAGAAUAACUAUAAGUGCUAUAUUUUGGCAAGAUUCUGUAAAAUGUCACAUUUUGGAAAUAUAUAGAGUAGCCGAGAUUAUAUAUAAUAUGAUGCUUUGUGUAUAUUUUGACUUUUCACUGAGUGAAAUAUAAAUGAUAAAUUAUUUAGCAUUUUACAUAAAAGUAAAAGUAUAAUACUUGAAUUGAUCAGAAAAACAAAACAUUUAUAUAUUUUGGGGGAAAUAUGUUCAAUUCAUAUUGCUUUUAUUUUUAUUUGCCUGUGUUUGGUAAUUAUAUUUAUUAGAAAAAUCAUUUGUUCAGAGUUUUAUUAGGUGAUUGAGAUAAAUGUAAGUUUUUUCCUCUUGGUUUCCUUCCUGAGAAAUUUUGGCAAUAUGACUUUCCAUCAUCAACUCUUAAAGCUAUUAUGUAACUUUGUGCAAGAAACAGGCCAAACUCAAAGAUUGCUUAAAAACGUUCAUGAAUUGCAGCACACCAAGAUUUCUAUUCUUAUCCUUAAAAUCUACAUUUGUGUGUGUAUAUAUGUCAAAUUUUAGUUCGUUUUAACAUUUUGAAGAGUGUAUUGCUCUUUAAACCCAAAUAACCUAUUUUGUUUUUCUAGUGCCUUUCACGUGGUUUUUAAAUAGUAAAGUUUAUUCUAAUAUUUUAAAAAAUAAUUUAGGUAUUAGUCUGAGCAGCCUAUUUUAACUGUGGUUCAUGAUAUUUUGAGGCGUGCAUAUUUUUAUUCUUUGUGUGCCACACAACAGGCAGCUUUAAUAACUACUUUUUAAGUAAAAUAUUUUUUUUCUCUAUCAAUAGAGUCAAUCAUUUCUGAAACUGUUAAGUGAUACUGAAACCAUAAAUUGAAAUACAGAGGAUGUAUUCAAAUAGAAUGCUACAAAUCAAACCUCUGUGGAGGAAAAAAAAAGUAUAUUUUCGUAUUUAUGCACCCUUUUAAACAGACUGCAAGAACCAUUGGAAAACUAGUGGAUGUCUUUGGAUCUAAGGUCUGUGAAUAAGACUAAGUGACUGAGUGAUAAGAGGUCUUGCAUUGGAGCAUCCACAGCUAAUCUAUUUCUGCAGAUAGAAUCAAAGCACACAACCACUUAGUAAAUUGUAAGCAUGGAAAUUGGGACAUUCAAUUUAAGAAUGGACUCCAGCAAAACUACACUCAGUUUAGGAGUCUGUUUUCAAAUUCUCUCUCUCUCUCCCUCUCUCUCUCUCUCUCUCUCUC
Molecule: messenger RNA, 7095 nt
Organism: Pantherophis guttatus
Lineage: Eukaryota; Metazoa; Chordata; Lepidosauria; Squamata; Colubridae
Gene: COL19A1
Product: collagen type XIX alpha 1 chain
Biological process (GO): extracellular matrix organization
Molecular function (GO): extracellular matrix structural constituent conferring tensile strength
Source: RefSeq, a predicted model, not a curated record